AUGCGCCAGCCCGUUUGCGCGCUGCUGAGCCUGCUGCUCCUCGCGCCCUCGCUCGCAGCCGCCGCCCCGCACGAUGCAGCGCCGUCCCCGUACGAUGCAGGAACAUUUGCUACGACCCACAAUGCGUCUCCGCGGCCAUGGCGCAGGCUCUCCGACGCGAUAAUACGCCGGAUAUGGAAGCUGCCAGAGGACCAGAAAAGACUAGAUGGUGAAGACGCGCGCACUGCUGUCGAUGCGCUGGGUGACAAGCUGGUCGCGCAGUACAGUGAAGAUGUCGUCUUGCGGUUCAAGAUACGCACGGCGGAGGAGGCCUCGGCGCUGGCGGAUGCAGCAGACGUCCUCUUCCUCGACGUCUGGGAGUUCAAUGAGGACUGGGCAGAUGUGCGCGUAUCCAAGGACGUCGUGCCUUCCCUGCUCGGACUGCUGCCUCCGUCGCUCAAGGACGCCCACGAACCGCUCCUCCAAGACCUCGGCCUCGCACAGGCAAUCUUCAACACCUACCCGUCCACCGAGACGACACCUGUUCGCGAUGACGAUCGCUUCUCGUCAAAUCUCCGGCCGUCCCCGCGCUCGGGCAAGGGCAACAUCUUCUUCCAAGACUACCAGCCCCUCUCCGUCAUCAACCCCUGGAUGAGCCUCAUGGCCUCCAUGUUCACCACCCACGUCCGCCGCAUCAACAUUGGCAUUAGCUACGAAGGCCGUGACAUUCCUGCUCUGCGUGUCGGCGUGCACCCCACGAACAACGAAGAGCCGUCCAAGCCCCGGAAAACCAUCCUUGUCACCGGCGGCAUCCACGCCCGUGAGUGGAUAUCCACGAGUACGGUCAACUACCUGGCCUGGAGCUUCAUCAACGCAUACGGCAAAGACCGUGAGAUGACGCGUCUUAUGGAGGAGUUCGAUUUCGUCUUCGUCCCAACCCUGAACCCAGACGGAUACGUCUACAGCUGGGAGACCGAUCGUCUAUGGCGCAAGAACCGCCAACCCACCAGUCUACGAUUCUGUCGCGGCAUCGACCUCGACCGCAGCUACUCGUACAAGUGGGACGGCGAUGCUUCCCAGUCGAACCCCUGCAGUGAAUCUUUCCCCGGCAACACCCCCUUUGACGGUGCGGAGUCAGCGCGCUUUGCCGAAUGGGCCAAGAACGAGACUGAAAACAAUGUUGACAUUAUUGGCUUCUUAGAUCUGCACUCGUACUCACAACAGAUUUUGUACCCAUACAGCUACUCAUGCGACGAGGAGCCUCCAUCAAUCGAGGACCUCGAGGAGCUUGCCAUGGGUCUAGCCAAAGCUAUUCGCGUAUCCCGCAAAGGCCAAACAUACAAGGUCACAUCAGCCUGCGAAGGCAACGUAGCCAUUGCUGGCCAGAACAAGUCCAUUUUCCCGCGCAUUGAAUCGAGCGGCGGCAGUGCAUUAGACUUUUUCUACCACGAAUUGAAAGUCAGGUACUCGUACCAGAUCAAACUGCGAGACACGGGCAGCUACGGAUUUCUGCUGCCCAAGGAGAACAUUAUACCCACCGGAGAGGAGAUGCUGGACGCGUUGUUGUACUUUGGGCGUUUUAUGUUGGGAGGGGUUGGCAUUGUCAACCAGGAGCAGCCUGCUCAAAUUGUUAAGCCCUCACUCGAAACUGAGAUCAUCGAGUUGUAG
Molecule: messenger RNA, 1647 nt
Organism: Alternaria ethzedia
Lineage: Eukaryota; Fungi; Ascomycota; Dothideomycetes; Pleosporales; Pleosporaceae
Gene: ECM14
Product: putative metallocarboxypeptidase ecm14
Exons: 1
Coding region: 1-1647 (548 amino acids)
Biological process (GO): proteolysis
Molecular function (GO): metallocarboxypeptidase activity; zinc ion binding
Source: RefSeq, a predicted model, not a curated record